Molecule: messenger RNA, 864 nt
Organism: Lodderomyces theae
Lineage: Eukaryota; Fungi; Ascomycota; Pichiomycetes; Serinales; Debaryomycetaceae
Product: mitochondrial 2-oxodicarboxylate carrier
Exons: 1
Coding region: 1-864 (287 amino acids)
Biological process (GO): transmembrane transport
Source: RefSeq, a predicted model, not a curated record
AUGGCAGAACCUUCACCAUUACCAUUCAUCUACCAGUUUGCUUCUGGGGCCAUUGCUGGGGUCUCUGAGAUCCUUGUUAUGUAUCCAUUGGAUGUUGUCAAAACUAGACAACAAUUGGACUCCACAAAUGCCACCAAAGGUACGCUCAAUUGUCUUAGAACUAUUGUCAGGGAAGAAGGUUUUUCACGUUUAUACAAAGGUAUUACUGCCCCCAUCUUGAUGGAGGCUCCAAAGAGAGCCACCAAGUUUGCUGCCAAUGAUGAAUGGGGAAAAUUCUACAAGAAUUUCUUUGGCGUUGCUUCCAUGACUCAACCGUUGGCUAUUCUUACAGGUGCUACUGCCGGUGCUACAGAGUCCUUUGUUGUUGUUCCAUUUGAAUUGGUCAAGAUUAGAUUGCAGGACAAGACUACCAAAUUCAAUGGUAUGGGCGAAGUUAUCAAAGAUAUCAUCCAAAAGAAUGGAGUUUUAGGUUUAUACAAAGGUCUUGAGCUGACAAUGUGGAGACACAUUUGGUGGAACGCCGGUUACUUUGGAUGUAUCCAUCAAGUCAAAUCAUUGAUGCCUAAACCAAAAGAUAACAAACAAAAGAUCUUGUUUGACUUGACCUCGGGUACAAUUGGGGGAACGUUUGGUACCGUGUUGAACACUCCUUUCGAUGUUGUCAAGUCCAGAAUUCAAGCUGGGUCUGCAAGAUACAAAUGGACCUAUCCUUCUUUAGCUAUUGUCUACAAAGAAGAAGGAUUUGGUGCAUUGUACAAAGGUUUUAUUCCAAAAGUUUUGAGAUUAGGUCCAGGUGGUGGUAUUUUGUUAGUUGUGUUCACUGCAUGUAUGGACUUUUUCAGAAAAUUGAAUGACAAGAAGUAG